AUGGACUUCAAGUCGCUGAUGUCGGCUCAGAUCGCCAAAGCCAAACCGCCGCUGUCCAAGUCUCCUGCGUCCCCAUCCCCCUCCCCCACGCCCGACUCUGCGCCGCCGGCCUCGACCACGGCAAACAAAUACGUCCGGCGCGCGGAGCUCGAAGCCUCCCGGCAAGCCGAGUACCUCGCGGAACAGGCCCGACUCGCCGCCGAGCGGGAACAACGGCUCGCGAAGAAGCGGAAGCUCGAGGAAGAGGAAGCCGAGCGGGAGGCGCGGCGCGAGGAGAAGCUGCGCAGACUGGCCGAGGAGUCACGCAGGAGGCGGGAGGAGGAAGAGAAGGAAGAAGAGAGGAGACGCAGAAAACGCCUCGGGCUGCCCGACGCACCGGAACACCUGGCCCUCGAGGACGGCAAGACGGACACUGGUGAAGCCGGCACAGGAGAAGCUGGAGGAGAGGACAUCGUCGAUGACGAAUUGCGACGCAAGCUCCGCGAGAUCGGUGAACCGGCAGCUCUCUUCGACGAAGACCACUCUGCCCGACUGAAACGCUACCGCUCCCUCACCCGGACGGCGCUGACGACCGCGUCGUCACAGAAGCUGAGCAAUGGACCGAUCCCGACAACACUGGAGCCCGUCGAGGAACAGGACAUGCUCCUCCCCUCGGCCCUCCCGCUUCAGCCGGGGACCGAGGAGUACACAUUCCUCCACCGGCAGCUGGCGUCCUACUUCACCCUCCUGCUCACCGAGUGGGCCCACGCGCUGGCCGAACGCGACGAAGCGGUCAAGCAGUCCGCGAGCGGGAAGGCGGCGUACAACAACUACGUGGUGGUGUUGAAGGACCUGACGCCGCUGUUCCGACACUUUGAGAAACAGUCGCUGGACGCGGGCCUGCUCGAGCCGAUCUGCAAGAUCGUGCGGUCCGCCCAGCAGCGGCGCUACGUCGAGGCCAACGACGAGUACCUCACCUUGUCCAUCGGCAAGGCCGCCUGGCCCAUCGGCGUGACCAUGGUCGGCAUCCACGAACGGUCCGCGCGCGAGAAACUGCACGAGAGCUCCAGCGGGAAGCAGGCCCACAUCCUGAGCGACGAGGUCACGCGCAAGUUCCUGCAGAGCAUCAAGCGGUGCAUCAGCUUCGCCCAGACGAGGUGGCCGCCGGAAGAUCUGGGCCAGUUGAUGGGAUGA
This is a messenger RNA of Fonsecaea erecta, 1173 nucleotides long. RefSeq lists its product as hypothetical. The record is from RefSeq and is a predicted model, not a curated record. Gene Ontology annotation, cellular component: U4/U6 x U5 tri-snRNP complex; U2-type post-spliceosomal complex; U5 snRNP. The coding region runs from base 1 to 1173 and encodes 390 amino acids. NCBI's taxonomy places the organism in Eukaryota, Fungi, Ascomycota, Eurotiomycetes, Chaetothyriales, Herpotrichiellaceae. The transcript has a single exon. Gene Ontology annotation, biological process: generation of catalytic spliceosome for second transesterification step; RNA splicing.